Messenger RNA from Lithohypha guttulata, 1161 nucleotides. RefSeq lists its product as uncharacterized. NCBI's taxonomy places the organism in Eukaryota, Fungi, Ascomycota, Eurotiomycetes, Chaetothyriales, Trichomeriaceae. The record is from RefSeq and is a predicted model, not a curated record. The coding region runs from base 1 to 1161 and encodes 386 amino acids. Gene Ontology annotation, biological process: epoxide metabolic process. The transcript is spliced from 3 exons. Gene Ontology annotation, molecular function: epoxide hydrolase activity.
AUGGCAGAUUCUGAUAUUCAGCCAUUCAAGGUCGACAUACCCCAAUCCGAGGUUGACCGGCUUAAGCGCAAGCUCAAGGAUACUCGUCUCCCUCCCAGGGAGAUCGUACCUGGAGCUGGAACCAAGUACGGCCCAACAUACGAGUGGGCGAAGAACCUGUAUGAUGCCUGGAUCAAUGACUUUGACUGGUAUGAACACCAAGACGAGAUCAACUCUGCACCACAUUUCACAACGCGCAUAGCAGACGUGAAGAUCCAUUUUGUCCAUGCCCGAUCGAACCGAGAGGAUGCUAUCCCAUUGAUUAUGGUGCACGGAUGGCCUGGCUCCUUUUACGAGUUCAAUCAGGUCUGGACACCUCUGUCGAACCCUUCCGAUGGGAGCUCGCCUGCCUUUCAUGUUGUGGUACCAUCAAUGCCAGGUUACUGCUUCUCAGACUGGCCACCAAAGGCAGGAUGGACGUUACAGGACAAUGCACGGAUAUUUGAUGCCUUGAUGAAGAGACUUGGAUACAAGGAAUACAUGAUCCAGACAGGUGAUUGGGGUCAUUGGGUUGGUCGAGAAAUGGGCUCGAAGUACACUGACUCCUGCAAGCUCGUCCACUUCAACUUUGCACCCUCACCUCUCCCAGAAGGCGUCGAGUAUACCAAGCGUGAGCAGGAUGUCAAAGACCGCGUCGACGACUGGCUCGAAAACCACAUGGGAUACGCCAUCUGCAUGCGAACUCGUCCACAUACCAUCGGCUUCGGCUUCAACGAUAAUCCAAUGGGUAUUCUGACCUGGGUCGGCGAGAAGUACAACGAAGCUGCAGAUCCCGAGAAGCAGAAGCGACGAUACUGGACGCAGUGUAUCUUGACCACAGCAAGCUUGUACUAUUUCACGGACUGCAUCAUGCCAAGUAUGCUCUGCUAUUAUGAGAAUGUGCGACAUGAGAACUUUGCUAGCUUUGCGAUGGAGGAGCAUAACCGUAUCACCGUGCCCUUCGGGUACACGAGUUUCUACUGGGACACCGAACCGAGCUCGAAACGUGCGGUGGAAAGGACGGGAAAUCUGGUGUUCUACAAAGAAAGAAACGAUGGCGGGCAUUAUGCUGCACUGGAAGACCCCGAGGGAAUUAUCGAAGACGUUCGUGCGCUAGCGGCGCAAGCGUGGAAAAAGUCGUAA